GAUUAAAAUCACCGUGUCUGGUUCCGCUCCUUGUUUUGCACGUGCAGCACGUUUUCGGUGCCUCGUAACCGCUUCGGGUUUUCUGGCACUCGGAUCUCCGUAAAACCGGUGUUCCGGCCCUCAAACGUGCUCCCCAGUGUCCUAUCGUCAUGUCGUGGCUUUUUGGCUAUAAGAGUCAAGUGCCGCCCCAAGGAGCCGGUGCGGAUGGGGGUGGCCCCGAACCACCCGGUCCGCCUCCUUCAGCGGGUGCCGGUGCGGGCCAGGCGGCUGGCGAUGCGAACCUUACGAAAGCGGAAAGAAAGGCCAUGGAGGCGUAUCGGUUCGAUUCGUCAGCGCUGGAACGAGCGGCCGAAGCGGCACGCACGCUGGAGCGAUCGAAACAUGCCCGCGAGGCUCUGGAGUUGUCCAAGAUGCAGGAAGGCACCCGCCAGCAGGAAUAUAUGGCGAAGGUGAAAGAGUACGAGGCGCACAUCGAAGCCUCCAAGGUAGAGCAAAAGCGAGUGGACCACGAUGAGCGCCGGAAAACACUCGCCGAGGAGACAAAGCAGCAACAGCAGCGGGCGCAGUAUCAGGAUCAGCUGGCCAGAAAGCGCUACGAGGAGCAGCUCGCCCAGCAGCAACGGGUGCAGGAGGAAAAUCUGCGAAAGCAGGAAGAGAGCGUAGCGAAGCAGGAAGCUAUGCGUCGAAAGACGAUCGAGCACGAGAUGGAGCUGCGCGAGAAAAACAAAAUGAAGCUCCUGGAGGCUGAGCUGCGCGCCAAGGCAAAAGUGGAUCGCGAAAACCGCGAUCUCACGCUGGAACAGAUCCGGUUGAAGGCAGAAGAGAACCGUAUCACCGUGAUGGAGGGCAUCAAAACGGCCGGUGCUGUGCUUGGGCAAGGGGCAACCGCCCUGCUUACUGAUUGGAAUAAGGUGGCCACUACGGUCGGUGGGCUGUCGCUGCUCGCGCUCGGUAUCUACACGGCUAAAGGUGCCACGGGAGUAACGGCUCGGUACGUAGAGGCCCGCAUAGGCAAACCAUCGCUGGUCAAUGAAACAUCUCGGUUCUCGCUUCUGGAAGCCCUGAAGCACCCGAUCGAUACGGUGAAGCGACUCAAGAACAAACCAACGGACGCUCUGCAGGGAGUGGUUUUGCAACCAAAACUGGAAGAACGACUGCGAGAUAUUGCGAUUGCCACGAAAAACACGAAAAACAACCAGGGACUCUACCGGAACAUUCUGAUGCAUGGACCGCCGGGAACGGGCAAGACGAUGUUCGCGAAACGGUUGGCAAUGCACUCGGGAAUGGAUUACGCCAUCAUGACCGGUGGCGACGUUGGUCCGAUGGGCCGCGAUGCAGUAACAGCCAUCCACAAAGUAUUCGAUUGGGCGAACACGAGCCGUCGAGGUUUACUGUUAUUUAUCGAUGAAGCCGAUGCGUUCCUGCGGAAACGUUCUUCGGAGCAAAUCUCCGAAGAUAUGCGCUCGGCACUGAACGCAUUCCUGUACCGCACCGGCGAGCAGAAUCCGCGCUUUAUGAUGGUCCUCGCGUCAAACACUCCUGAACAGUUCGAUUACGCCAUCAACGAUCGGUUGGAUGAAAUGGUCGAGUUUACACUGCCCGGUCCCGAGGAACGCGAACGGCUUAUACGAUUGUACUUUGACAAGUUUGUCCUGCAACCAGCGGCCGAAGGCAAGAAGCGAUUCAAGGUAGAGCAAUGGGACUACAGUGCAGUGUGUAGCAAGAUGGCCAAAAUGUGUGAAGGCAUGUCCGGGCGAGAGAUCUCGAAGCUGGGAGUGUCGUGGCAGGCCGCCUGUUACGCCUCGGAAGAGGGUGUGCUGACGGAGCAGAUGGUCCUAGACCGCUGCGAGGCAGCCGCUCGGCAGCAUCGGCAAAAGAUGGCUUGGCUUUCGGAGCAGGAAAAACUGGACCACAAAUCCAUCACCGGUGGCAAGGGAUUCCUCACGCAAUAGACAUCACGCUCCGAAAUCAGUCGCCACAGGUUACUAUGCUAGCUGCUGCUGCAUAACCCUACAAAAUGCUUUAUUCAUCGGGGCUUACUUUGAGUUUGACUGCUAAAGGGCUGUUUACGGUAGUUGGUAAAACGGCUUGGAGUUGCAAUCUCGUUGGGUGCAUUAUUGUGAAACGAGCAUUCCAAUCGAAAGCCAGCUGCCCAUGUAAACGGAGAGAAUGUAAGGAUCGUUAGCUGUGGUGUGUUGUAUGAGACGAAUACGUUCAUUCGCUUCCCCCCUCAUUAUUCCUGCCAGGUUUCGUAUCGCAUUGGGAAAUUUAUAUUAAACUUCCUAGAAACGACCGGGAAUCACGUGCACGUAUUACGAAAUGCAUUUGAGAUACAACACGCAUGUCAGGUUUAGGUGGAUCACACUGUGUUCAAUAUCGUGACAACGGAAUAGGAAUACUAGGGGACGAAAUGUUAUUGACGUAACAAUAAUUCCUUACGCUCCAUUACUCUUUUUGUACACAUUAUAUUGUUUGAAUGGAAAAUACAGAGUAACGUUAAAGUGUUAUAAAUCCGUA
Molecule: messenger RNA, 2517 nt
Organism: Anopheles aquasalis
Lineage: Eukaryota; Metazoa; Arthropoda; Insecta; Diptera; Culicidae
Gene: bor
Product: ATPase family AAA domain containing bor
Biological process (GO): mitochondrion organization
Cellular component (GO): mitochondrion
Molecular function (GO): ATP binding; zinc ion binding; ATP hydrolysis activity
Source: RefSeq, a predicted model, not a curated record